UCCACGUAAAACCAUGUUAUGACAGCUUUUAUAUUCUGGGACUCUGUCGGCCCACCACCACCACCACCCUUCUUCACCUUUGCCUUCUUUCUUCCCCAAUCCUCCCUUUCCUUUCCUUUCCUUGCCUUCUCCCCCACAACCCCAUGUGCUUUCUUCUCAAUUGCAGCACCUUUCCUUUCCCACCACCUGCUCCUCCUUUCCAUCUUUCCAACCCCUAAAAACCCACCCAGAGAAAAAGCUCCAAUCUUUCCUCUCCUUUCUCUCCAUUUCCCCCCUCGUCCUUCCAUGGCCUAGAGUACUUCCAGCUUGAACCGAGCUUAGCUGCUUUCUCACUUAAAAAAAGAAACUCAACUUGAAAGUUGAAAAUUUUCCCCUGUUUUCUUCCUCCUUCUUUUGAUUUUUGGGGGAAAAAGUGAUAAGUCAUGGCGAGGAAGAAGAAGUCCCAUUUCAGCUCCAGCUUCAGUCUUUACCUGGUUUUCAUUUCUGGGUUCUGUUCGAUUUUCUCGCUCGUGAGCUCCUUAACUGAAGACGCGCCAGUAAUGCUUGCUCUCAAGGAGAGCCUCAACUCCCCGGAUAUCGGGUGGUCCGACCCGGAUCCAUGCCGAUGGGACCAUGUGGGCUGCUCCGAAGAUAACCGGGUCGUUCGGAUUCAAAUCGGGCGAUUGGGUCUCAAAGGUAAGCUCCCACCAGAUCUCCACAACUUGACUAUGCUGGAGCGGCUGGAGCUGCAGUGGAACAGCAUUUCGGGUCCUUUGCCCAGUUUGAGCGGGUUGGGUUCGCUCCGCGUGGUGAUGCUGAGCAACAACCAGUUCACUUCGAUUCCCAGCGAUUUCUUCCAAGGUUGCUCCUUUCUUCAGUCCGUUGAAAUUGACAACAACCCGUUUUCCAGCUGGGAGAUUCCCGAGAGUGUGAAGAAUGCUUCUGCCCUGCAGAAUUUCUCUGCUAAUUCUGCCAAUAUUUCUGGGCCGAUUCCUGAUUAUUUCGGUUCUGAUGCUUUCCCUGGUUUGGAAACCCUGCAUUUGGCUUUUAACAAUCUGGAGGGUGCUUUGCCUGUGGCGCUUGCUGGUUCGCAAAUUCAGUCAUUUUGGGUGAAUGGGCAGAAGAGUGUAGGUAAGCUCACUGGGGGAAUUGAUGUGUUGGGGAACAUGACUUCUUUGAAGGAAGUUUGGCUUCAUGAUAAUGGGUUCGAUGGUCCUUUGCCCGACUUUUCUGGGUUGACAAGUUUGGAGAGCUUGAGCUUGAGAGACAAUUCGUUCUCUGGUCCUGUCCCCGAAUCCUUGACCAAGUUGGAUUCACUCAAAGUGGUGAACUUGACCAACAACUUGUUCCAAGGGCCGGUGCCCGAGUUCAAGAGCUCGGUUGCUGUGGAUAUGACGAAGGAUUCCAAUAGUUUCUGCUUGCCUACGCCUGGACCAUGUGAUUCGAGGGUCGAUACGUUGCUCUCCAUCGUGAGGCCUCUUGGUUACCCUCAGAGGCUUGCUGAGAAUUGGAAGGGGAAUGAUCCUUGUGCUGAUUGGAUUGGGAUUUCUUGCAGUGGUGGCAACAUUACUGUUGUCAACUUCCAGAAGAUGGGCCUCUCGGGCACUAUUUCGCCUGAUUUCGCAUUGCUUACCUCGCUGCAGAGGUUGGUUCUUGCUGAUAACAACUUGACUGGUACAAUCCCUCAGGAGCUUGCUUCACUGCCUAUGCUGAAAGAGCUUGAUGUUGCAAACAAUCAGAUUUCUGGUAAAGUUCCAGUCUUUAAGAACAAGAUUGAUUUGAAUACCAAUGGGAACAAAGAUAUUGGGAAGGAUAUCAGUAGUCAGCCGCCAGAUGGUUCUUCAUCAGGAGGUCAAGCAACUGGUUCGAAUUCAGAUGGAAGCUCCCGAAACGGGGUGAAGAAAUCAUCCUCUAAUGUCGGGGUAAUUGUGCUCUCCGUCAUUGGUGGUGUGUUCAUACUGUUUCUUAUUGGAUUGCUGGUCUUCUGUCUGUAUCAAAAGAAGCAGAAGAGGUUCAGCAGGGUUCAGAGCCCCAAUGCAAUGGUUGUGCAUCCUCGCCACUCAGGUUCAGACAACGAGAGUGUCAAGAUCACGGUUGCUGGCUCGAGUGUCAGCGUGGGAGCAGUCAGCGAGGCACACACCAUUCCAACAAGCGAGCAUGGGGGUAUUCAAAUGGUUGAAUCAGGGAACAUGGUCAUUUCCAUUCAAGUCCUGAGGAACGUGACUGACAACUUCAGUGAGAAGAACAUACUAGGGCAAGGAGGGUUUGGAGUGGUCUACAAAGGCGAGCUCCAUGAUGGCACGAAAAUUGCUGUGAAGAGGAUGGAGUCAGGGGUGAUAAGCGGGAAAGGGUUGACUGAGUUCACGUCGGAGAUUGCUGUCUUGACCAAAGUUAGGCAUCGCCACCUUGUGGCAUUGCUAGGGUACUGCCUUGAUGGAAAUGAGAAGCUACUUGUCUAUGAGUACAUGCCACAGGGGACGCUUAGUCAGCAUAUCUUCAACUGGGCAGAGGAGGGGUUCAGUCCGUUAGAUUGGACGAGGAGACUGACGAUUGCUUUGGAUGUGGCGAGGGGUGUCGAGUACCUUCAUGGCCUGGCGCAUCAGAGUUUCAUACAUAGGGACUUGAAACCUUCCAACAUUCUUCUUGGGGAUGAUAUGAGGGCAAAGGUAGCUGAUUUUGGCCUUGUUCGUCUUGCACCAGAGGGGAAAGGGUCCAUUGAAACUAGGAUUGCUGGAACUUUCGGGUACUUGGCACCAGAAUAUGCAGUCACAGGAAGAGUGACUACCAAAGUCGAUGUCUUUAGCUUCGGCGUGAUACUAAUGGAGCUAAUCACUGGGAGAAGGGCUCUAGACGAAACCCAGCCAGAGGAGAGCAUGCAUCUAGUGACAUGGUUCAAGAGAAUGUCCCUCAACAAGGACACAUUCCGAAAGGCCAUCGACCCUACGCUAGACCUCAACGAAGAAACCCUAGCGAGCAUCAGCACCGUAGCUGAGCUGGCAGGGCACUGCUGCGCCAGAGAGCCUUACCAGAGGCCGGACAUGGGCCAUGCAGUUAACGUCCUGUCCUCCCUCGUCGAGCUCUGGAAACCAACAGAUCAGAACUCGGACGACAUCUAUGGGAUCGAUCUAGACAUGUCGUUGCCACAGGCACUGAAGAAAUGGCAAGCCUACGAGGGUCGAGGCAACAUGGAGUCAUCGUCUUCUUCGCUCCUCCCGAGCCUGGACAACACUCAGACCAGCAUUCCCACCAGACCGUAUGGGUUCGCUGAUUCAUUUACCUCCGCCGAUGGGAGGUGAUGAUGAUCGAUGGUGGUGAUAGUUUUACUAGGGCCAUGAAUUUGUACAUGAUGGGUUGUGGAGUGAGCUUGAUUAUGGAUGUGUUUGUAUUGUUGUUCAUUCUUCUUUUGUUGGCAAUACUACUUCUUCUCUUUCCCUCCCUUUUGUCAAUGUGUGUUGGAAAAGGAAGUAGUAACCUUGACAGAUUUGUUAGGAGAUGGUAGUAGUCCUGAUCGGGUAAGGAUUUGCGGUUUGAAGCAAAGCUUCUGGCUUGUGGUGGUUGGUUGGUUGGAUGGAGAUGGUUUUGAUUUGUUAGUUGGAGGAGAUAGAUAGGGGAGAACAUUGUUGUUGUAUUUGAGUUAAUGAGUGGGAAAUUUGGGUCAUUUUAUUUUUGGUUGAAAUGUAUUCAUUUCUAGCUUUUUACUCUUUUAGGAGUCGAACGAUUAGGUUCACAUCUUAACAAAAAUCUUGAAAUUGUUCAAAUCGGAUUGAAACCAUGCAUUUAUUUGAGCUUCA
Linum tenue is the source of this 3770-nucleotide messenger RNA. Lineage: Eukaryota; Viridiplantae; Streptophyta; Magnoliopsida; Malpighiales; Linaceae. The record is from the annotation of a GenBank genome assembly.